GGCGCGCACGCAGCCAAGUGACUUCCGCGACGCUGCUCGGAUCGACCCAAAGCGAGAGCACGAGAGCAGGAGGGGGAUUUCCAGCUCGAGCCCCCACUUCCCGAAGCAGCCGUUGUUUUGCUUUCGGUCUGGACACAGAAACAGAAAUAAACGACGGCCGCCCUUUCCCUUUUUUCCACCACUCGAAAUCACAAACAACUUUAACUCGUCGGACUCCCGCGGCGCGUGUGAUUGUGACAGCGGGACCGUGAGGCUACAGGCCGUGCACACUGAACAGGACACAAUGCCAGUAGAGAGAAUGAGGAUGCGACCUUGGCUGGAGGAACAGAUCGACUCCUGUCAGAUACCAGGACUCAAAUGGGUUAACAAAGAAAAGCGAAUCUUCCAGAUCCCGUGGAUGCAUGCUGCGCGUCAUGGCUGGGACCUGGCGAAAGAUGCUCCGCUCUUCAUGAGAUGGGCCAUACAUACUGGUAAAUUCCAGCUAGGCAUAGAUCGUCCGGAUCCGAAAACGUGGAAGGCCAACUUCCGCUGUGCCAUGAACAGCCUGCCGGACAUCGAGGAGGUGAAGGACAAGAGCAUCAAAAAGGGAACGAAUGCCUUCAGAGUCUAUAAGAUGCUCUCCUCCUCGGAGAGGAGCAUGAAGAAAGGAAAGAAGAAAACGGACAAGGAGGGGAGGCCCAAGGGAAAUAAAGAGCAGGCAGCGUCUCCAUCGCCAGACAGGACUCUUCCCGACACUCGUGUUGGACCCAUCGACUAUACCAUGCAGGACAUCGUCAAAAUGGAAGUGAUCAAAGAGGAGCCACGAGAGUUUACCAUGACGGACAGCGCCUCAGCCAUUCACAGCUCAGUAGAAGACCACAUGAUCACCAGCGAGCAGCUGCCAUUUGUCUGUCAGACGAUCGAAGUGACCACUGAGAACGAAGAGCAGACUGUGAGCUCCUCCCACUCGUACCCACUCCAGAUCUCUCCCGUGUCUUCAUGCGGCGGGAGUGACACAGACAGUGACACAGAAGACACCAAAGACGUCAGUGUCUGGGGGCGGGACUACAACACAUCAGUCCUCAGGCUUCCCACGUGUCCUCUACCCGGCAUGGCCAGCUUCGUCAGUGCGAGCAAGCCCAACUUCAGGGUGACCAGCACGCGAGACCCGGCCCCUCUCAUCAGCUACCACACCGACGGCUGGCUGCCGGACUACGGACAGAACUCUCUAGCGUCGGCUGCGGCCAGCCACACCCACGAGAUGCGAGCAAGUGUCAUCAUGAAAACCUCAGACGUGACUCCCUCCUGACCUCUGACCCCCGGACGAGGGAGUGUCAGCGCUGCUUCCAGGGCAUAGGAACGACAGAACAUGAGAUACUGAUAUCAGAGAUACGGAUGUUUUCUCCACGGGGAGGCCGCGUGGAGCCUGAACCGGGCGAGCUUCAGAAACCGUUGAUAUAUUUGUAGCAUCUGUCUAAGCGACGGAUUCGCUCAGUUUUCUGACGGGUGACGCCUUGACGUUUAUUGUUCUGCACCCGUUUGGCUGCGAAGGGUGUGCAUGAUGUAAACGUGUGCGAGGGUAGGAUCAUGUAAGGGUACAUGUGGAAUUCAUGGUCGCACCCCGUUAGUCCCCGCCCACGUCCGUUUUGGACAAGAUCUGGCCUUUUUAAAAACCAUAACGGUCACAUAUCCUCUGCUGCUUUGUGCUGAAACACUUUGACAUAUAUUAUGCCCAAUGAAAGAAAUGUCCCACUUUUAUGUAAUGAAAGAAAAGUGGCUUUUAGUUAUUAUUUGAGUCAGUAUUGCCUUCGUGGAGGUUUGAAACUACGUCCUCGUAUCCAUCUGCUGUUUUUAGUCGUGUACAGUCUCCAAUCAAACUAAUGGCUCCUCAAAGGAAGGUUUUUUUUAAAUGUUAUUUGUACAUAUCUCACCUCCUUAAAGGAACAGAUCGGCUGCCAUCUUAAGAGCGGCGUAAGCAUGACACGUGGGACUAAAGAACAAAGCAGCUUCACCAGAGACGUCUACAUAAAGACUCAUCCUGGAGCCCUGAUUGGCCCCCUGCAGUGGAGAGAUGGCGUGCGUGUGCCCACGUGUGUGUGUGUGUGUGUGCCUGGGGAACCUCAGGACAAUGUAACCCGCCAACAGACGGAGAGAAUGACGGACGCACAGACUGAACAAUGCACCCAUGUGUUCUCCUUUAUCCUCGGCCUCCCACCGUUAAUAAUGUAUAGAGCUCAUAUGCAUGUGUAGCUUCAGCACCUUACAGACAGCGUGUGUGUGUGUGUGUGUGUGUGUGAGAGAGGGAGAGAGACGUUCUUGUUGAAGACGUGUGCCUCUGACAGAGUGUCUGGAUCUAAACUGCUCCAGACGUACUCGCAGGAGGCUUUCAGGGAUUGAGUCUGUGGCUCUUGAGCGCUCGACGUGACAAACAUCCGUGUGUGUGUGUGUGUGUGUGUGUGUGUGUGUGUGUGUGUGUGUGUGUGUGUGUGUGUGUGUGUGUGUGUGUGUGUGUGUGUGUGUGUGUGUGUGUGUGUGUGUGUGUGUGUGUGUGUGUGUGUGUGUGUGUGUGUGUGUGUGUGUGUGUGUGUGUGUGUGUGUGUGUCGGAGUGUUUGUGUGGGAGCUCACUGGGUCUGGAGGAAGGAGACUGAAUCUCAGGGUUCCAGACGUCCACUUUUUAAUUGGAGGUUAUUAUUAACUGGCACAUUUAAAGGGAAUGUCUCGCUGCGACAGCGUAGAAGAAGACAGUCUGGUUUUGAGAGGCCGUUUAGAGGACGGCGUCAUCAGCAAAGACCCUGGUUCUGUUGUUCUUUUAAGUCACUUUGUGUUCUUCUUUUCACAGUCCGGUUUCUCGGCUCAGAACUUUCUGUUUUCCGGUUGACGUCUCAGUCCAAGUCUUGUUUCUUUCAUCCUCUCGAGCCCCUCACCUUAACCAUGACGUCUUAACCAUGACGUCUUCAAAAGAUAAACGACUUCUUUUGAGGCCUUAAAUGCAAACGUGUGCACGGAACGAUGAACUGUGGCCGCAAAAUGGAAGUUUGCUGUGUGUUUGUACAGAGUAUUAUUAGAGCAAGCUGGAUGGUUUUCAAUAUUGCUUAGCAACAUAUGAAUUUAUUCCAAAAAAAGAUAUAUAAAUAAAAUGAAAUGUAGUGUUAAGUUAUGACUUCCGAGUGUAUCAGAAACGCUACUUGUGUUAGCAGCUAGCAGGCUAAAGCACAGUCCUCGCUUCCCGCUUUUUUUUUGUUUUCUCGCAGAGCUCCAAACAGGAAGUUCCUGCAGGAGAACCAAUAGGACGAAUCGGAAUCUGCCACGGUUUUCGAACCCAACCACUAGAGACGUACACUGGACGCACAUUACUGUUUCAGGAACACGUUGAAUCUUACUUGUUAGUAGACGCUUCCCUCCGUGUGCCUUUUGAUUGUUUUAGUCCAUGUGGUUCCACUCCUUGAGCGUUUUGUCAACACCUGCCUUUUGUUUGUUUGUUUACACCCAUACGUUUGAGUCUUGGCCAGUGUUGUCAUAGUGAUCAGGCAUCCUCCCUGAAGUUAGAUAUUUGCACAACUUGUAGUUGUGCCGAUCAACUCGUGUGCUGUUGAUUGCUUGAGGACCAAGCGCUCCGCGCGUUGCUCUGCACACACAGCAGCGCCCCCAUCAGGCUUUUUAACCACAGCGACCCUUUUUAAUGCAGACGCACGGGGCCUCAGAAAGCUAGACGGCUUCAACGCAAGGAAUCACUCAAGUGCACUUACAAGUAGAGUCCGUGAAUGGGACGUCGUUGCAGCCAAAGACUGGAUGUCGACAAGAUGUAUAUUAAUGUUUUCGAGGGGGGUGGGGGGGGGGCGACUGAUCAUGUAGCUCCAGCCUUUUGCUUUCUGCAAAUCAGUGCCCAGUGGAAGCCGAGGUGUCUCCAAGGAAAACGUCAAAGAAGAGAAGCCACGACUCCACUGUGUGUCUGUCUGUACGCAGUGAAAACUACUUGUGAAUCAACAUGUAAAUCUGAAUAAAGACUUUUUUAUAUUUAUUCUGA
Messenger RNA from Cyclopterus lumpus (lumpfish), 4004 nucleotides. It is a transcript of the gene irf2, whose product is annotated as interferon regulatory factor 2. The record is from RefSeq and is a predicted model, not a curated record. NCBI's taxonomy places the organism in Eukaryota, Metazoa, Chordata, Actinopteri, Perciformes, Cyclopteridae. The transcript is spliced from 9 exons. The coding region runs from base 284 to 1288 and encodes 334 amino acids. Gene Ontology annotation, biological process: regulation of transcription by RNA polymerase II; immune system process. Gene Ontology annotation, molecular function: RNA polymerase II cis-regulatory region sequence-specific DNA binding; DNA-binding transcription factor activity, RNA polymerase II-specific. Gene Ontology annotation, cellular component: nucleus.